AUGAGGACGGCCAGGCGUGCCAGCAAUGUGGAGGUGCCCUCCUUCCUUCGUCAGCUGGUCAAAGAGACAGAGAGAGUGGUCACCUUCUUCUUCAAAGGGGGAACCAGGGAACCAGUGAACGGGGAUGAUGACAGUUUUGAUGAGGACAUCUCAAUGCCCAGCCCGUAUCUGGACAGGCCCAUCCUGGAGAAACUUGUGUCGGAGGGGGGGUCUCAGUCAGGCUUGAACUUUGCCGUGGCGAGCAUGCAGGGAUGGAGGGCUCAGAUGGAGGAUGCCCACACGUGCAUGCCUCAGCUGAGAGGAGACCUGAUAGACUGGGGGUACUUUGCUGUUUUUGAUGGACAUGCAGGCACCACAGUGGCACAGUACUGUGCCAGAAACCUACUGGAUCACAUCCUGGCAACAGGUGGCAUCAAAGCCAGUGAGGAUCCUGAGCAGGUGAAGGAGGGGAUCCGUGAAGGCUUCCUGGACAUCGAUCGCCACAUGCACAAACUGGCUCGUCAGGACAACUGGGACCGCAGCGGCUCCACUGCAGCAGCUGUCAUGAUCUCCCCACGUCACGUUUACUUCAUCAACUGUGGGGACUCCCGCACCCUGCUCUGCCACAACGGCCAGGUCGUCUUCUACACGGAGGACCACAAGCCCUUCAACCCCAGAGAAAAAGAGCGCAUUCAGAACGCUGGAGGCUCCGUGACCCUGCAGAGAGUCAAUGGCUCGUUGGCCGUCUCCAGAGCUCUUGGGGACUUUGACUUCAAGGAGGUGGACUGGAGGCCUCAGACAGAGCAGCUGGUGUCGCCAGAGCCAGAGGUGUACGAGAUGGAGAGGACGCCUGAAGACGAGUUCCUCAUUCUGGCAUGUGACGGUGUGUGGGAUGCCAUUGGUAAUGAGGAACUGUGUGCCUUUGUGCGCAGCCGUCUGCAGGUGUGUGAUGAUCUGAGAGAGAUCUGCACUCAGGUCAUUGACCUCUGUCUCUAUAAGGGCAGCUUGGAUAACAUCAGCAUCAUCAUUAUCUGCUUCCCUGGCGCCCCCCAGGUGUCACAGGAGGCGCUGCAGCAGGAGGCGAGGUUGGAGCAACAGAUUGAUAUGAAAGUGGAAGAGAUUAUACAGCUGAUGAGGUCCAGAGAUGAAGAGCCUGAUCUUUUGUAUGUGAUCAAAUUUCUGGCUGCAGAGGAGUUACCGGGGCUGCCGCCUGGAGGAGGCAUCACCAGCAAAAGAGACUGUAUCAUCUCUGCAUACCAGAAACAUGUCAUGGCUCACAGAUCCCAGGAGCCCAUGGACAUUGAAGGAUCAUCAGAGGAGUCAAACUAA
This is a messenger RNA of Cheilinus undulatus (humphead wrasse), 1308 nucleotides long. RefSeq names its product protein phosphatase, Mg2+/Mn2+ dependent, 1Na (putative) (gene ppm1na). Gene Ontology annotation, cellular component: cytosol; nucleus. The record is from RefSeq and is a predicted model, not a curated record. Bases 1 to 1308 code for a protein of 435 amino acids. Gene Ontology annotation, biological process: protein dephosphorylation; negative regulation of canonical NF-kappaB signal transduction; positive regulation of canonical Wnt signaling pathway. Gene Ontology annotation, molecular function: manganese ion binding; protein serine/threonine phosphatase activity; magnesium ion binding. Lineage: Eukaryota; Metazoa; Chordata; Actinopteri; Labriformes; Labridae. The transcript is spliced from 6 exons.